GGACUGAAACAGAAACAAGAUGUUUUCUCAAUCUUUGUAUUGAAAAGAGAAUAAUACAGAUGAUGGAUGGGAAACGCCACAAACAUAUAGAUAUCUAUAAUUCAUUGGAACCUAGUAUGAAAGAGAUGGGUUUCAUAAAAAGUGGCGUACAAAUGAAAGUAAAAUUGAAACAUUUGAAAGAAAUGUAUUUUAAAUGUAAAAGAAACAAUAAUACAAGUGCUAGUCGUCAGACAUUUGCUUUUUAUGAUGAAAUGGAACAACUUUAUUGCGGAAGGCCAUCAGUCCAAGCUAUUACUGACAUCGUUAUAGAAUUACUUGAACAAGAACCGGUUCAAAUAGAAUAUAAUGCAGAAUGCCAAGCUGAUUUAACAGAUAAGGAAAAUGAAAAGGUUGUAAAUGAUACAUUAUCUAAAAAAAGAAAAACGGGUCGCAACACACAUAUGAAGUUGGCGGAGAACUUUGCAGAAGUUUUGCGAAAAAACAGGCCGAAGAAAUGCAAAAAUGAAUUAUGAAGGAACAAAUGCGCAUGUUUGAC
Trachymyrmex cornetzi is the source of this 535-nucleotide messenger RNA. RefSeq lists its product as uncharacterized. The record is from RefSeq and is a predicted model, not a curated record. The coding region runs from base 60 to 512 and encodes 150 amino acids. NCBI's taxonomy places the organism in Eukaryota, Metazoa, Arthropoda, Insecta, Hymenoptera, Formicidae. The transcript is spliced from 3 exons.